This is a messenger RNA of Peromyscus leucopus (white-footed mouse), 979 nucleotides long. RefSeq names its product olfactory receptor 7G2-like. The transcript has a single exon. NCBI's taxonomy places the organism in Eukaryota, Metazoa, Chordata, Mammalia, Rodentia, Cricetidae. Gene Ontology annotation, cellular component: membrane. The record is from RefSeq and is a predicted model, not a curated record. Gene Ontology annotation, biological process: G protein-coupled receptor signaling pathway. Gene Ontology annotation, molecular function: G protein-coupled receptor activity; olfactory receptor activity. Bases 23 to 961 code for a protein of 312 amino acids.
UCCUCAAAGAUUGACAAGCAACAUGGAGCCCCAAAACAUAACAUUUGUGUUACAAUUCCUUCUUCUGGGAUUUACAGAUGACCCAGAACUUCAGUCUCUCAUCUUUAGCCUCUUCUUGUUCAUCUACUUGGUCACCAUCCUGGGAAACCUGCUCAUAAUUCUGGGUAUAAGCUUUGAGUCCCACCUCCACACCCCCAUGUACUUCUUCCUCUCCAACUUGUCCUUGAAUGACAUCAGUUUCAGCACAGCCACAGUCAUCAAGAUGCUGGUGAACAUACAAGCAAAUGAUCAGAGCAUCACCUAUGCAGGUUGCCUCACACAGCUCUUCUUUGCACUUGUUUUUGCAUACUUUGAAAAUUUCCUCCUUACAGUGAUGGCCUAUGACCGCUAUGUAGCUAUUUGUCAUCCCUUGAGGUAUACUAUCAUUAUGAAUCCUAAGUUAUGUGUUCUGCUCUCACUGAUCUCUCUGCUCAUUAGUAUUAUGGAUUCCCUCGUGCACACUCUAAUGGUGCAGCGGCUUUCCUUCUGCACAGAUCUGGAAAUCCCCCACUUCUUCUGUGAACUUGAUCAGGUCAUCAAGCUCUCCUGUUCUGACACCCUCAUUGAUCACAUUGUGCUCUUUGUUGCAACUUGUGCAUUUGGUGGUGUUCCUCUUUGUGGAAUCAUUUAUUCUUAUUAUCACAUUGUGUCUACAGUCUUGAGAAUAGCAUCACUGGAGGGAAAGUACAAAGCCUUUUCUACCUGUGGGACACACUUGUCAGUGGUUUCCUUGUUUUAUGGGGCUGGUUCUAUGGUAUAUAUCAGCUCUGCAAUGAGUGCCUCACCAAGAAAAUCUGCAGUGGCUUCAGUGAUGUACUCUGUACUUCCUCAAAUGAUGAACCCAUUUAUCUACAGCUUAAGGAACAAGGACAUGAAAGUUGCCAUAAGAAAUCUUUUAAGUAGAAUCAGGUCAUUUGAAUAAUGUGUCCUUUGUUUAGAG